GGCGCCUCGGUCGACCCUGCGCCGCCUCCUCUGCUCUGCAGGCGGGGUCCGCGGGGCGCUUGGCACCUGCAGCGCGGCCCCCGGCUCCGGGCAGCGGCGCGAGCAGGCGCAGGAGCGAACGGCGCGAGGGGCGGUCGCCGGGCUCCGCAGGGCUCCGAGCGCGGAGCCAUGGCCGACGGGGGCGAAGGCGAGGACGAGAUCCAGUUCCUGCGAACUGAUGAUGAGGUGGUCCUGCAGUGUACCGCAACUAUCCACAAAGAACAACAGAAGCUAUGUCUGGCAGCAGAAGGAUUUGGCAACAGACUUUGUUUCUUGGAGUCUACUUCCAAUUCCAAGAAUGUUCCCCCAGACCUGUCCAUCUGCACCUUUGUGCUGGAGCAGUCCCUCUCAGUGCGGGCCCUGCAGGAGAUGUUGGCCAACACAGUGGAGAAAUCGGAAGGGCAAGUUGAUGUGGAAAAAUGGAAAUUCAUGAUGAAGACUGCCCAAGGCGGGGGCCAUCGGACUCUCCUCUAUGGACAUGCCAUUCUGCUGCGCCACUCCUACAGUGGCAUGUAUCUGUGCUGUCUGUCUACCUCCCGGUCCUCAACUGAUAAGCUGGCUUUUGAUGUGGGUUUGCAAGAGGACACCACAGGUGAGGCUUGUUGGUGGACUAUACAUCCUGCCUCUAAGCAACGAUCUGAAGGAGAAAAAGUACGAGUUGGAGAUGACCUCAUCUUGGUUAGCGUGUCCUCUGAAAGGUACUUGCACUUGUCCUAUGGCAAUGGCAGUUUGCAUGUGGACGCAGCCUUCCAGCAGACUCUUUGGAGCGUGGCCCCUAUCAGCUCAGGAAGUGAAGCAGCCCAAGGGUAUCUGAUUGGUGGUGAUGUCCUGAGGUUGCUGCACGGACACAUGGAUGAAUGUCUCACUGUUCCUUCAGGAGAACACGGUGAAGAGCAGCGGAGAACUGUUCAUUAUGAAGGUGGUGCUGUGUCUGUCCAUGCACGUUCCCUGUGGAGACUAGAAACACUUCGAGUUGCGUGGAGUGGGAGCCACAUACGGUGGGGGCAGCCAUUCAGACUACGCCAUGUCACAACCGGAAAAUACCUAAGUCUCCUGGAAGACAAAAACCUUUUACUCAUGGACAAAGAAAAGGCCGAUGUAAAAUCAACAGCAUUUACCUUCCGGUCUUCCAAGGAAAAACUGGAUGUAGGAGUGAGAAAAGAAGUUGAUGGUAUGGGAACAUCUGAAAUAAAAUACGGUGACUCUGUAUGCUACAUACAGCACGUGGAUACAGGCCUGUGGCUUACUUACCAGUCUGUAGAUGUGAAAUCCGUGAGAAUGGGUUCUAUACAACGUAAGGCCAUUAUGCACCACGAAGGCCACAUGGAUGAUGGCUUAAAUUUAUCUAGGUCUCAGCAUGAAGAAUCACGCACAGCCCGAGUCAUCCGGAGUACAGUCUUCCUUUUCAAUAGAUUUAUAAGGGGCCUGGAUGCUCUCAGCAAGAAAGUGAAGGUGCCUGCAGUUGAGUUACCCAUAGAAUCCGUGAGCCUCAGUCUGCAGGACCUCAUUGGCUACUUCCACCCCCCUGAUGAGCACCUGGAGCACGAGGACAAGCAGAACAGGCUGCGAGCCCUGAAGAACCGGCAGAAUCUCUUCCAGGAAGAGGGAAUGAUCAACCUCGUGCUGGAGUGCAUUGACCGACUGCAUGUCUACAGCAGUGCAGCACACUUUGCUGAUGUCGCUGGGCAAGAAGCAGGGGAGGCUUGGAAAUCCAUUCUGAAUUCUCUGUAUGAGUUGCUGGCGGCUCUAAUUAGAGGAAAUCGUAAAAACUGUGCCCAAUUUUCUGGCUCUCUCGACUGGCUGAUCAGCAGAUUGGAAAGACUAGAAGCUUCCUCUGGUAUUCUUGAAGUUCUACACUGUGUGUUAGUGGAGAGUCCAGAAGCUCUAAAUAUUAUUAAAGAAGGACAUAUUAAAUCCAUUAUCUCACUCUUAGACAAGCAUGGGAGAAACCAUAAAGUUCUGGAUGUCUUGUGUUCGCUGUGUGUUUGCCAUGGGGUCGCUGUCAGGUCUAACCAGCAUCUCAUCUGUGACAAUCUCCUGCCAGGACGAGAUCUUUUAUUGCAGACCCGUCUUGUGAACCAUGUCAGCAGCAUGAGGCCCAAUAUUUUUCUGGGUGUCAGUGAAGGGUCUGCUCAGUAUAAGAAAUGGUACUAUGAGCUCAUGGUGGACCACACUGAGCCGUUUGUGACAGCAGAAGCCACUCACCUGCGAGUGGGCUGGGCUUCCACGGAAGGCUACUCGCCCUACCCCGGGGGCGGUGAGGAAUGGGGCGGCAAUGGUGUUGGUGACGACCUCUUCUCCUAUGGAUUCGAUGGCCUGCAUCUCUGGUCAGGUUGUAUUGCACGUACUGUAAACUCACCAAACCAGCAUCUGUUGAGAACUGAUGAUGUCAUCAGUUGCUGCUUAGAUCUCAGUGCCCCAAGCAUCUCAUUCCGAAUUAAUGGACAGCCUGUUCAAGGAAUGUUUGAGAAUUUCAACAUUGAUGGCCUCUUCUUUCCAGUUGUUAGCUUCUCUGCAGGAAUAAAGGUCCGCUUUUUGCUUGGAGGGCGACAUGGGGAAUUCAAAUUCCUUCCUCCACCCGGGUAUGCUCCUUGCUAUGAAGCUGUUCUGCCCAAAGAAAAGUUGAAAGUGGAACACAGUCGGGAAUAUAAGCAAGAACGGACAUAUACGCGAGACCUGCUGGGGCCAACCGUUUCCCUGACCCAGGCCGCCUUCACACCAAUCCCUGUGGAUACCAGCCAGAUUGUGCUGCCUCCCCACCUAGAAAGGAUAAGAGAAAAACUGGCAGAGAAUAUCCAUGAACUCUGGGUUAUGAAUAAGAUUGAACUUGGCUGGCAGUAUGGUCCGGUUAGAGAUGACAAUAAGAGACAACACCCAUGUCUGGUGGAAUUCUCCAAGCUGCCUGAACAGGAACGCAAUUACAAUUUGCAGAUGUCUCUUGAGACCCUGAAGACUCUGUUGGCACUAGGAUGUCAUGUGGGCCUAUCGGAUGAACAUGUUGAAGAAAAGGUGAAGAAAAUGAAGCUUCCCAAGAAUUACCAGCUGACAAGUGGAUAUAAACCUGCCCCAAUGGACCUGAGCAUCAUAAAACUUACCCCUGCUCAGGAAGCAAUGGUAGACAGGCUGGCGGAAAAUGCUCACAAUGUGUGGGCCCGGGAUCGGAUCCGGCAGGGCUGGACCUAUGGAAUUCAGCAGGAUGUCAAGAACAGAAGAAACCCUCGCCUUGUCCCCUAUACCCUUCUAGAUGACCGAACCAAGAAAUCAAACAAGGACAGCUUGCGUGAGGCGGUACGCACGCUGCUGGGGUACGGCUACAAUCUGGAAGCCCCGGACCAAGACCAUGCAGCCAGAGCAGAAGUGUGCAGUGGCACUGGUGAGAGGUUCCGCAUCUUCCGUGCUGAGAAGACAUAUGCAGUGAAGACAGGACGGUGGUACUUUGAGUUCGAGGCUGUCACUGCAGGGGACAUGCGGGUCGGCUGGAGCAGGCCAGGCUGCCAGCCCGAUCAGGAGCUGGGCUCAGAUGAGCGUGCAUUUGCUUUUGAUGGCUUUAAGGCUCAGCGGUGGCACCAGGGCAAUGAGCACUAUGGACGCUCCUGGCAAGCAGGUGAUGUUGUGGGCUGUAUGGUUGACAUGAAUGAACACACUAUGAUGUUCACACUGAAUGGCGAAAUCCUGCUUGAUGACUCGGGUUCCGAACUAGCUUUCAAGGACUUUGAUGUUGGUGAUGGAUUCAUACCUGUGUGUAGCUUGGGUGUGGCUCAGGUGGGCAGGAUGAACUUCGGAAAGGAUGUCAGCACCUUGAAGUAUUUCACCAUCUGCGGCUUACAAGAGGGCUAUGAACCAUUUGCGGUUAACACAAACAGAGAUAUUACCAUGUGGCUAAGCAAGAGGCUUCCUCAGUUUCUCCAAGUUCCAUCAAACCAUGAACAUAUUGAGGUGACCAGAAUAGAUGGGACCAUAGACAGUUCCCCAUGUCUGAAGGUCACGCAGAAGUCCUUUGGCUCUCAGAACAGCAGCACUGACAUCAUGUUUUACCGCCUGAGCAUGCCGAUUGAGUGCGCGGAGGUCUUCUCCAAAACUAUGGCUGGGGGGCUCCCGGGUGCAGGCCUCUUUGGGCCCAAGAAUGACUUGGAGGAUUAUGACGCGGAUUCUGACUUUGAGGUUCUGAUGAAGACAGCUCAUGGCCAUCUGGUGCCCGAUCGCAUUGACAAAGACAAAGAAGCUGCAAAGCCAGAGUUUAAUAACCAUAAAGAUUAUGCUCAGGAAAAACCUUCUCGUCUGAAACAGAGAUUUUUACUUAGGAGAACAAAGCCAGAUUACAGCACAAGCCAUUCUGCAAGACUCACUGAAGAUGUCCUGGCAGAUGAUCGGGAUGACUAUGAUUACCUGAUGCAAACCUCCACGUACUAUUACUCAGUGAGAAUCUUUCCUGGCCAAGAACCUGCUAAUGUCUGGGUGGGAUGGAUCACAUCUGAUUUCCACCAGUAUGACACAGGCUUUGACUUGGACAGAGUCCGUACAGUGACUGUAACUCUAGGAGAUGAAAAAGGAAAAGUACAUGAAAGCAUCAAACGCAGCAACUGCUAUAUGGUGUGUGCUGGUGAGAGCAUGAGCCCCGGGCAAGGACGCAACAGUAAUGGGCUGGAGAUCGGCUGUGUGGUGGACGCCGCCAGUGGGCUGCUCACAUUCAUAGCCAAUGGCAAGGAGCUGAGCACUUACUAUCAGGUGGAGCCAAGUACAAAAUUAUUUCCUGCAGUUUUUGCACAAGCCACAAGUCCCAAUGUUUUCCAGUUUGAGUUAGGAAGAAUAAAGAAUGUGAUGCCUCUCUCUGCGGGAUUGUUCAAGAGUGAACACAAGAACCCUGUGCCCCAGUGUCCCCCGCGUCUGCACGUGCAGUUCCUGUCGCAUGUGCUAUGGAGCCGGAUGCCCAACCAGUUUCUGAAGGUGGACGUCUCUCGAAUAAGUGAGCGCCAAGGCUGGCUGGUGCAGUGCCUGGACCCUCUGCAGUUCAUGUCCCUGCACAUCCCAGAGGAGAACAGAUCUGUUGACAUCUUAGAGUUGACAGAGCAGGAGGAGUUGCUGAAAUUUCACUAUCAUACCCUCCGGCUGUACUCAGCAGUCUGUGCCCUGGGGAACCACCGGGUGGCCCAUGCCCUCUGCAGCCAUGUGGAUGAACCUCAGCUGCUCUAUGCCAUCGAGAACAAGUACAUGCCUGGCUUGCUGCGCUCCGGUUACUAUGACCUGCUGAUCGACAUCCAUCUUAGCUCCUAUGCCACUGCCAGGCUCAUGAUGAACAAUGAAUUCAUUGUCCCCAUGACCGAGGAAACCAAGAGCAUCACCCUCUUCCCUGAUGAGAACAAGAAGCAUGGCCUCCCUGGCAUCGGCCUCAGUACCUCCCUCAGGCCACGGAUGCAGUUUUCUUCCCCCAGCUUUGUAAGCAUCAAUAAUGAAUGUUACCAGUACAGUCCUGAGUUCCCACUGGACAUCCUCAAGGCCAAGACCAUACAGAUGCUGACAGAGGCUGUUAAGGAGGGCAGCCUCCAUGCACGGGACCCUGUCGGUGGGACUACCGAGUUCCUCUUUGUGCCUCUCAUCAAGCUCUUCUAUACCUUGCUGAUCAUGGGCAUCUUUCACAAUGAGGACUUGAAGCACAUACUGCAGCUGAUUGAGCCCAGUGUAUUUAAGGAAGCUGCCUCUCUGGAGGAGGAAGGUGACAUGCUGGAGAAAGAGCUCAGUACUGAAGACUCAAAGCUGGAAGGAGCAGGGGAAGAAGAUGCUAAAGGGGGUAAGAGCCCCAAGGAAGGUCUACUCCAGAUGAAACUUCCUGAGCCAGUUAAACUACAGAUGUGCUUAUUGCUUCAGUACCUCUGUGACUGCCAGGUCCGGCACCGGAUAGAAGCCAUUGUAGCCUUUUCAGAUGACUUUGUAGCUAAGCUCCAAGACAAUCAGCGUUUCCGAUAUAAUGAAGUGAUGCAAGCCUUAAACAUGUCAGCAGCACUUACAGCCAGGAAAACCAAGGAGUUCAGGUCGCCGCCCCAAGAGCAGAUCAAUAUGCUUCUCAAUUUUAAGGAUGACAAAAGUGAAUGUCCAUGUCCUGAAGAAAUUCGUGACCAACUCUUAGAUUUCCAUGAAGAUUUGAUGACACAUUGUGGGAUUGAGCUAGAUGAAGAUGGGUCUCUGGAUGGAAAUAGUGACUUAACAAUCAGAGGACGCCUGCUGUCCUUGGUGGAAAAGGUGACAUACCUGAAGAAGAAACAAGCAGAAAAGCCAAUUGCAAGUGAUGCCAAGAAGUCCUCCAGUCUCCAGCAGUUGAUUUCUGAGACCAUGGUCCGGUGGGCUCAGGAGUCUGUCAUUGAAGACCCUGAGUUGGUGAGGGCCAUGUUUGUGUUGCUGCAUCGACAGUAUGAUGGUAUUGGGGGCCUGGUCCGGGCACUACCGAAGACCUAUACCAUCAAUGGUGUCUCUGUAGAAGACACCAUCAAUCUGCUGGCCUCCCUUGGUCAGAUCCGUUCCCUGCUAAGUGUAAGGAUGGGCAAGGAAGAAGAGAAGCUUAUGAUUCGUGGAUUAGGGGACAUCAUGAAUAAUAAAGUGUUUUACCAGCACCCUAAUCUCAUGAGAGCACUUGGUAUGCACGAGACCGUGAUGGAAGUCAUGGUGAAUGUCCUUGGAGGUGGGGAGUCCAAGGAAAUCACCUUUCCCAAGAUGGUGGCCAACUGUUGCCGUUUUCUCUGUUACUUCUGUCGUAUAAGUAGGCAGAAUCAAAAGGCUAUGUUUGAUCAUCUCAGUUAUUUACUAGAAAACAGCAGUGUUGGUCUUGCCUCACCAGCUAUGAGAGGUUCAACACCGCUGGAUGUGGCAGCAGCCUCUGUGAUGGACAAUAAUGAACUAGCCCUGGCUUUGCGUGAGCCAGACCUAGAAAAGGUAGUUCGUUAUUUGGCUGGAUGUGGACUGCAGAGUUGCCAGAUGCUGGUGUCCAAGGGUUAUCCAGACAUUGGGUGGAAUCCAGUCGAAGGAGAGAGAUAUCUUGACUUUCUCAGAUUUGCUGUUUUUUGUAAUGGGGAGAGCGUGGAAGAAAAUGCGAACGUUGUGGUGAGAUUGCUCAUCCGGAGGCCUGAGUGCUUCGGUCCUGCUUUGAGAGGGGAAGGUGGGAAUGGUCUCCUGGCAGCGAUGGAAGAAGCCAUAAAAAUAGCUGAGGAUCCAUCCCGAGAUGGCCCCUCACCCACUAGUGGAUCCAGUAGAACACUUGAUACUGAGGAAGAGGAAGAUGACACCAUCCAUAUGGGGAAUGCGAUCAUGACCUUUUAUGCGGCCUUGAUUGACCUCCUGGGACGCUGUGCUCCUGAGAUGCAUUUGAUUCAUGCUGCUAAGGGGGAAGCCAUCAGAAUCAGGUCUAUUUUGAGAUCCCUAAUUCCAUUGGGAGAUUUGGUGGGAGUCAUUAGCAUCGCUUUCCAGAUGCCAACGAUAGCCAAAGAUGGGAAUGUGGUGGAACCUGACAUGUCUGCGGGGUUUUGCCCAGAUCACAAGGCAGCCAUGGUUUUGUUCCUUGACAGGGUCUAUGGAAUUGAGGUACAAGAUUUCCUCCUCCAUCUUCUCGAGGUUGGCUUUCUGCCAGAUCUCCGAGCUGCUGCUUCUCUAGAUACGGCUGCUCUGAGUGCUACAGACAUGGCUUUGGCCCUCAACCGGUACCUUUGCACAGCUGUCCUGCCUUUGUUGACGCGAUGUGCUCCUCUCUUUGCUGGCACGGAGCACCAUGCCUCCCUCAUUGACUCCUUACUUCAUACUGUGUACAGACUUUCUAAGGGCUGCUCACUCACCAAAGCUCAACGGGAUUCCAUAGAAGUGUGUUUACUCUCUAUCUGUGGCCAACUGAGACCCUCCAUGAUGCAGCAUUUGCUCAGAAGGCUAGUAUUUGAUGUUCCAUUAUUGAAUGAACACACAAAGAUGCCCCUUAAGCUGCUGACGAAUCACUAUGAAAGAUGCUGGAAAUACUACUGCUUGCCAGGAGGGUGGGGCAACUUUGGUGCUGCCUCUGAAGAAGAACUUCAUUUAUCAAGAAAACUCUUCUGGGGCAUUUUUGAUGCCCUGUCUCAAAAGAAAUAUGAACAAGAACUUUUCAAACUGGCACUACCCUGUCUGAGUGCAGUGGCGGGAGCUUUGCCCCCAGACUACAUGGAGUCAAAUUAUGUCAGUAUGAUGGAAAAACAGUCAUCCAUGGAUUCUGAAGGGAACUUUAACCCACAACCUGUUGAUACCUCAAAUAUUACAAUUCCUGAGAAGUUGGAAUACUUCAUUAACAAAUAUGCAGAGCAUUCUCAUGACAAAUGGUCAAUGGACAAGUUGGCAAAUGGAUGGAUUUAUGGAGAAAUAUAUUCAGAUUCUUCUAAGAUUCAGCCAUUAAUGAAGCCAUACAAGUUAUUAUCUGAAAAGGAAAAAGAAAUUUAUCGCUGGCCAAUUAAAGAAUCAUUAAAAACUAUGCUGGCCUGGGGUUGGAGAAUUGAGAGAACUAGAGAAGGAGACAGCAUGGCUCUUUAUAACCGAACUCGUCGUAUCUCUCAGACAAGCCAGGUUUCAGUGGAUGCUGCCCAUGGAUACAGCCCCCGAGCCAUCGACAUGAGCAAUGUUACACUAUCUAGGGACCUACAUGCUAUGGCAGAAAUGAUGGCUGAAAACUACCAUAAUAUAUGGGCAAAGAAAAAGAAAUUGGAGUUGGAGUCCAAAGGAGGUGGAAAUCAUCCCCUGCUGGUGCCCUAUGACACGCUGACUGCCAAAGAGAAAGCCAAGGACAGGGAAAAAGCACAGGACAUUCUCAAGUUCUUGCAGAUAAAUGGAUAUGCGGUAUCCAGAGGGUUCAAGGACCUGGAAUUGGACACACCUUCCAUUGAGAAACGAUUUGCAUACAGUUUCCUCCAACAGCUCAUCCGCUAUGUGGAUGAGGCCCAUCAGUAUAUCCUGGAGUUUGAUGGUGGCAGCAGAAGCAAAGGAGAACAUUUCCCUUAUGAACAAGAAAUCAAGUUCUUUGCCAAAGUUGUUCUUCCUUUAAUUGAUCAGUAUUUCAAAAACCAUCGUUUAUACUUCUUAUCUGCAGCAAGCAGACCUCUCUGCUCUGGAGGACAUGCAUCAAACAAAGAAAAAGAGAUGGUGACUAGCCUAUUCUGCAAACUUGGAGUUCUUGUCAGGCAUAGGAUUUCACUGUUUGGAAAUGAUGCAACCUCAAUUGUCAACUGUCUUCAUAUUUUGGGUCAGACCUUGGAUGCAAGGACUGUGAUGAAGACUGGGCUGGAGAGUGUUAAAAGUGCACUCCGAGCUUUUCUGGACAAUGCUGCGGAGGAUCUGGAGAAGACUAUGGAAAACCUUAAACAGGGCCAAUUCACCCACACCCGAAACCAACCCAGGGGAGUUACUCAGAUUAUCAAUUACACUACAGUGGCACUGUUGCCAAUGCUGUCAUCUUUAUUUGAACAUAUUGGCCAGCAUCAGUUUGGAGAAGAUCUAAUAUUGGAAGAUGUGCAGGUGUCUUGUUAUAGAAUUCUGACUAGCUUAUAUGCUUUGGGAACCAGCAAGAGUAUUUAUGUGGAGAGACAACGCUCUGCAUUAGGAGAAUGUCUGGCUGCCUUUGCUGGUGCCUUUCCAGUGGCAUUUUUGGAAACUCAUCUUGACAAACAUAAUGUUCACUCCAUCUACAAUACUAAGUCUUCACGAGAGAGAACAGCUCUCAACCUGCCUCCAAAUGUGGAGGACAUGUGCCCAAAUAUACCAUCUUUGGAGAAGCUCAUGGAAGAAAUCGUGGAGCUGGCCGAGUCUGGGAUCCGUUACACACAGAUGCCACACGUAAUGGAGGUGGUGUUGCCUAUGCUGUGCAGCUACCUGUCUAGGUGGUGGGAACAUGGGCCUGAGAACAAUCCCGAGCGGUCUGAGAUGUGCUGCACAGCACUGAACUCGGAGCACAUGAACACACUCCUGGGGAACAUCCUGAAGAUCAUAUACAACAACUUGGGAAUUGAUGAGGGAGCCUGGAUGAAGCGGUUGGCAGUGUUUUCCCAGCCUAUCAUCAAUAAAGUGAAACCUCAGCUCUUGAAAACUCAUUUUUUGCCUUUAAUGGAGAAACUCAAGAAAAAAGCAGCCACGGUGGUAGCUGAGGAAGACCACCUGAAAGCCGAGGCCAGAGGGGACAUGUCUGAGGCUGAGCUGCUUAUUCUAGAUGAGUUCACCACAUUAGCCAGAGAUCUCUAUGCCUUCUACCCUCUCUUGAUUCGAUUCGUGGACUAUAACAGGGCAAAGUGGCUGAAAGAACCUAAUCCUGAAGCUGAGGAACUGUUCCGCAUGGUGGCUGAAGUCUUCAUCUACUGGUCAAAAUCUCAUAAUUUCAAAAGAGAAGAGCAGAACUUUGUUGUGCAGAAUGAAAUCAACAAUAUGUCUUUCCUUAUUACUGAUACCAAGUCAAAGAUGUCCAAGGCAGCUGUCUCUGAUCAGGAAAGGAAGAAAAUGAAGCGCAAAGGAGACCGUUAUUCUAUGCAGACUUCUCUGAUUGUAGCAGCACUAAAGAGGUUACUGCCCAUUGGGUUGAACAUCUGUGCCCCUGGGGACCAGGAGCUCAUUGCUCUGGCCAAAAAUCGAUUUAGUCUGAAAGACACUGAGGAUGAAGUUCGAGAUAUAAUCCACAGUAAUAUUCAUUUACAAGGCAAGGUGGAGCAUCCUCAGAGAUCUAAAAAGGCUGUAUGGCAUAAACUACUCUCGAAACAGAGGAAAAGGGCCGUAGUAGCUUGCUUCCGAAUGGCUCCCUUGUACAAUCUGCCAAGGCACCGGGCUGUCAAUCUCUUUCUUCAGGGAUAUGAAAAAUCCUGGAUUGAAACAGAAGAACAUUACUUUGAAGAUAAACUGAUUGAAGACUUAGCAAAACCUGGGGCCGAACUUCCAGAAGAGGAUGAAGCCAGUAAGAGAGUUGAUCCUCUGCACCAGCUGAUCCUCCUGUUUAGUCGCACGGCUUUGACUGAGAAAUGCAAACUGGAGGAAGAUUUUUUAUAUAUGGCCUAUGCAGAUAUUAUGGCAAAGAGUUGUCAUGAUGAAGAGGAUGAUGAUGGCGAAGAAGAAGUGAAGAGCUUUGAAGAAAAAGAAAUGGAAAAGCAAAAGCUUCUGUACCAGCAAGCCAGGCUGCAUGACCGCGGGGCUGCGGAGAUGGUGCUACAGACCAUCAGCGCCAGCAAAGGUGAAACUGGACCAAUGGUAGCUGCUACUUUGAAACUUGGAAUUGCUAUUUUAAAUGGUGGGAAUUCUACAGUACAGCAGAAAAUGCUUGACUACCUCAAGGAGAAAAAGGAUGUGGGUUUCUUCCAGAGCCUGGCUGGCCUGAUGCAGUCCUGCAGUGUCCUUGACCUAAAUGCAUUUGAGCGGCAGAACAAAGCUGAAGGACUUGGGAUGGUGACAGAGGAAGGAUCAGGAGAGAAGGUUUUGCAGGACGAUGAGUUCACCUGUGACCUCUUCCGAUUCCUGCAGCUACUCUGUGAGGGUCACAACUCAGAUUUUCAAAAUUAUCUGAGAACUCAGACUGGCAAUAACAUGACUGUCAACAUCAUCAUCUCUACUGUGGACUACCUGCUGAGAGUGCAGGAAUCAAUUAGUGAUUUCUAUUGGUACUACUCUGGGAAAGAUGUUAUUGAUGAACAAGGGCAACGGAACUUCUCCAAAGCUAUCCAAGUAGCAAAACAAGUCUUUAACACUCUUACAGAGUAUAUUCAGGGUCCUUGCACUGGGAAUCAGCAAAGUUUGGCACACAGCAGGCUGUGGGAUGCAGUGGUGGGCUUUCUUCAUGUGUUUGCCCACAUGCAGAUGAAGCUGUCUCAGGAUUCCAGUCAAAUUGAGCUAUUAAAAGAAUUAAUGGAUCUUCAGAAGGAUAUGGUGGUCAUGUUGCUGUCCAUGUUAGAAGGUAAUGUUGUGAAUGGAACAAUCGGCAAACAGAUGGUUGAUAUGCUUGUAGAAUCUUCCAAUAAUGUGGAGAUGAUUCUCAAAUUUUUUGACAUGUUCUUAAAACUCAAGGACUUGACAUCUUCUGACACAUUCAAAGAAUAUGACCCAGAUGGCAAGGGAGUCAUUUCCAAGAGGGACUUCCAUAAAGCCAUGGAGAGCCACAAGCACUACACACAGUCAGAAACCGAGUUUCUCUUGUCUUGUGCCGAGACUGAUGAAAAUGAGACUCUGGAUUAUGAAGAGUUUGUCAAACGGUUCCACGAGCCUGCAAAGGACAUCGGCUUCAAUGUCGCGGUCCUGCUGACGAACCUCUCUGAGCACAUGCCCAAUGACACCCGCCUGCAGACAUUCCUAGAGCUGGCAGAGAGCGUGCUCAAUUAUUUCCAACCCUUCCUGGGCCGCAUUGAGAUCAUGGGAAGUGCCAAGCGCAUUGAAAGGGUGUAUUUUGAGAUCAGUGAAUCCAGUCGGACUCAGUGGGAGAAGCCGCAAGUCAAGGAGUCCAAGAGGCAGUUCAUAUUUGACGUGGUCAAUGAGGGUGGGGAGAAGGAGAAGAUGGAGCUCUUCGUGAACUUCUGCGAGGACACCAUCUUCGAGAUGCAGCUGGCAGCCCAGAUCUCAGAGUCGGACAUGAAUGAGAGGUCGGUGAAUAAAGAAGAGAGUGAGAAGGAGCGGCCCGAAGAGCAGGGGCCCCGAAUGGGUUUCUUCUCCAUCCUGACAGUCAGGUCAGCCCUGCUUGCCCUCAGGUAUAACAUCCUGACCCUCAUGCGGAUGCUUAGUCUGAAGAGCUUAAAGAAGCAGAUGAAGAAGGUGAAGAAGAUGACCGUGAAGGACAUGGUCACGGCUUUCUUCUCCUCCUACUGGAGUGUUUUUGUAACUCUCUUGCACUUUGUGGCCAGCGUCUGCAGAGGAUUUUUCCGCAUUGUUUGCAGCCUGCUGCUAGGGGGAAGCCUUGUGGAGGGCGCUAAAAAGAUCAAAGUGGCAGAACUUCUGGCCAACAUGCCAGACCCCACUCAGGAUGAGGUGCGUGGAGACGAAGAGGAGGGAGAGAGGAAGCCCAUAGAAACUGCCCUGCCCUCUGAAGAUCUGACUGAUUUGAAGGAGCUGACAGAAGAAAGUGACCUUCUCUCGGACAUAUUUGGCUUGGACCUGAAGAGGGAGGGAGGACAGUACAAGCUCAUCCCUCAUAAUCCCAAUGCUGGCCUCGGUGACCUGAUGUCCAACCCUGUCCCCAUCCCCGAGGUGCAAGAAAAGUUUCAGGAACAGAAGCCAGAAGAAGAAAAGGAAGAAAAAGAGGAAACCAAAUCUGAACCUGAAAAGGCUGAGGGAGAAGAUGGAGAGAAAGAAGAGAAAGCCAAAGAAGACAAAGGUAAACAGAAGUUGCGACAGCUUCACACACAUAGAUAUGGAGAACCCGAAGUUCCUGAGUCAGCGUUCUGGAAGAAAAUCAUUGCAUAUCAACAGAAACUCCUGAACUAUUUUGCUCGCAACUUUUACAACAUGAGAAUGUUGGCCUUAUUUGUCGCGUUUGCAAUCAAUUUCAUCUUGCUCUUUUAUAAGGUCUCCACUUCUUCUGUGGUUGAAGGAAAGGAGCUGCCCACCCGAAGCUCCAGCGAAAGUGCCAAGGUGACCACCAGCCUGGACAGCAGCUCACAUAGAAUCAUUGCAGUUCACUAUGUGCUGGAGGAGAGCAGUGGCUACAUGGAGCCUACCUUGCGUAUCUUAGCCAUUCUCCAUACUGUCAUUUCUUUCUUCUGCAUCAUUGGAUACUACUGUUUGAAAGUCCCAUUGGUUAUUUUCAAGCGAGAAAAGGAAGUAGCACGAAAAUUGGAAUUUGAUGGGCUCUAUAUUACAGAGCAGCCUUCAGAAGAUGAUAUUAAAGGCCAAUGGGAUAGACUCGUAAUCAAUACACAGUCAUUUCCCAACAACUACUGGGAUAAAUUUGUUAAAAGAAAGGUGAUGGAUAAAUAUGGGGAGUUCUAUGGUCGAGACAGAAUCAGUGAGUUGCUGGGCAUGGACAAAGCUGCCCUGGACUUCAGCGACGCCAGAGAGAAGAAGAAACCCAAGAAAGACAGCUCCCUGUCGGCUGUACUGAACUCCAUUGAUGUGAAAUAUCAAAUGUGGAAACUAGGAGUCGUUUUCACUGACAACUCCUUCCUCUACCUAGCCUGGUAUAUGACUAUGUCCGUUCUGGGACACUAUAACAACUUUUUUUUUGCUGCUCAUCUUCUUGACAUUGCUAUGGGAUUCAAAACAUUAAGAACCAUCUUGUCUUCAGUAACUCACAAUGGUAAACAGCUCGUACUAACUGUUGGCCUAUUAGCUGUUGUUGUAUACCUGUACACUGUUGUGGCAUUCAAUUUUUUCCGAAAAUUCUACAAUAAAAGUGAAGAUGGUGAUACACCAGAUAUGAAAUGUGACGAUAUGCUAACGUGCUAUAUGUUCCACAUGUAUGUGGGGGUGCGAGCCGGAGGGGGCAUUGGUGAUGAAAUCGAAGACCCAGCUGGGGACGAGUAUGAGAUCUACAGGAUCAUCUUUGACAUCACCUUCUUCUUCUUUGUGAUUGUCAUCCUCCUGGCCAUCAUACAAGGUUUAAUUAUUGAUGCUUUUGGAGAACUAAGAGAUCAACAGGAGCAAGUCAAGGAAGACAUGGAGACCAAAUGCUUCAUCUGUGGGAUAGGCAACGAUUACUUUGACACAGUGCCGCAUGGCUUCGAAACCCACACUUUGCAGGAACACAACCUGGCCAAUUACCUGUUUUUUCUGAUGUAUCUCAUCAACAAAGAUGAGACAGAACACACAGGACAGGAAUCUUACGUCUGGAAGAUGUAUCAAGAAAGAUGCUGGGAAUUCUUCCCAGCAGGAGAUUGUUUCCGGAAACAGUAUGAAGACCAGCUAAAUUAAAAUCAAACCCUUAUCUCCUCUAAAAACCAAAACUGACUCUCUCCCCAUUCCUCCCUCUUCCUCUUCUCCCCUCUUCCAGUCUCUCUGUCCCAUUCCCCCCUCUCAGUCUCUCUGCUCUCAGAAGCAUCUGGCUGAUCAUGUGGAUUGCCAGCAUCCUGUGCUUUCUGGGAGCAUCAGAAGGAAAACUCUGAAGACCUGACUGUUUUGACCUGACUGUUUCCCCCCAUCUCUUGUAUUUUCUUUGAGAAAUAAAGACUGAAGAAUAAUCUAACUUCAUACACAAGCAAAAUAGGAUCUCUGGGAAGAAAACCAUUGCAGACACUCUAUCAUACCACAUGUGGACCGUUUCUUCUGAGGGUCCUGGAGAUCUCUCUGAGCCACGGGACCUUCACCUUGAAGUGUGGCAGCCUCACUCACUCGGCUUCUUUAUUUCACCAUCCCGAGAGGAACUGUCUAAGGGUCACAGAGCACGCUAGCACUUAAAAGAUUGCUGUGGACGCCAGUCAUGAAAGGAAAUAGUGCCUUACUAUAUGUGGGUUGAGCUAUGCAGAAGAUACGUGCAUGAAAAUACAUCUUUAUUUUCUUUAUGCCCACCUACUUUUCCUUAGUAGAUUGAUUUUGUGAGUUUUUUCCUUUAUUUUCUUUGGUGGGGAGGGUAAGAAAAGCCGUUUGUUCACACCUUUUCUUCUAAGAGGGGUGUUGUGUCUCAGGAUGGAAGGAAGGAAGGAGGGAGGCCCUUCUCACUCAGUUAUCCACAUUUACCCUCCCCUUCUACUCCUGCUCUUAUUUUGGUGACGCUCUGAUACAACAGUGCAACUUUAUGAAAUCUUUGUAUGAAAACACAAAGACUGCAAAAAAAACACACUUUCAAAAGAAAUAACUCAUUGCAUGUUGAUUAUGGAAGUUUAAUUGAACCAAGAAAACCUUCAGAAGCAAGUUGACCAACAUAAAAGACCUUCCAUGAUAAUUAUACUCAUAGUAAUAAAGUGUUGUGGGCUUAACUGUAUAUUUGGAGCCAGUGUCAUCCACCAACAAUGUGAUACAUUCUGAACUUGACAGUAGUGUUGGGGUUCCCUCUUUCUUUUGGCCAUCUGUGAUCAGGUGUUGAUUAAGGACUUUGCAUCAGGCAUUUUUUGAUAUCAAAGCUGAAGCAAUAUCCAUUCAGGGAUUUCAUCAGGCUCAUCACAAGACAUGAAUGAUAAUAUCAAUUGCUCCAUUUUUUUUUCCAUUUUGAGUCCUUUUAAGUGUAAUGCUAAUCUUUACAAUUAAAAAGACAGAUUCAGAAUGGAAGCAAGUUCAUUUUGCAAACAUUGGAGCUCUUUUAUUACAAGUCUGCUUGUUAAUUUUAGAAUUGUAAAACUGCUCUGAUUAAACUAUUUAACUAACUUU
Molecule: messenger RNA, 16290 nt
Organism: Heterocephalus glaber (naked mole-rat)
Lineage: Eukaryota; Metazoa; Chordata; Mammalia; Rodentia; Bathyergidae
Source: RefSeq, a predicted model, not a curated record